AUGGCGGCGGAUUCGGCGGCGGGAAAUGCGGGGGACGCGCAGGCGGAGCUUCCCGUUAUCUUCGUGUCGCAUGGUUCGCCGAUGUCGGCGGUGGAGGAAGACGAGACGUCAGCCUUCUGGCAGCGACUCGGGAAACAGGUCGCCUCCUUACCAGGCAUCAAGGCCAUCCUCGUUAUAAGCGCGCACUGGGAAGCGGACGGGGCGGCAAUUCGAGUGAACAGUGCCACCCAGCCCGCCACUAUUCACGACUUCUACGGGUUUCCCAAGGAGCUGUACGAGCUACAGUAUCCUGUCAAGGGAUCACCGGAGCUGGCACAGCGUGUAGUUGAGCUCCUCUCGGCUAAUCACAUCGAAGCUGAGCUGGACCCGUCCCACGGCCUCGACCACGGCGCGUGGGUCCCGCUGCGCUGGAUGCUGCCACGUGGCAGCCUCCCAGUGGUCCAGAUGUCGUUGCACGGCGGCAGCAGCCGGCAAGUGGGGAACGCUAUAACGAGUAUGCAGCGGCACGUGGAGCUGGGUCAGGCUUUAAGGCCGCUCAGGAAGGAGGGUGUGCUGGUGCUGGCGAGUGGUGGUGCUGUGCAUAACUUAAGAGAAGUCGGAUCGUACUUUGGGACGAAGAAGGUGGCAUCCUACGUGGCACCCUUUGAUUCGCUGCUGGACGAGGCAAUCACCAAGGGCCAGUCGGAUAAAGACAUGCUCACCCGCCUCCUGGCGCUCUCCUCUCACCCGCUCCUUCCCAAGGCCCAUCCCACCAUCGAGCACCUUCUCCCUCUCUACGUUGCUGCGGGUGCUGCCACUGCCAAUACUGCACCUUCUAACGAGGAUGGAAACGCCUCUGGAGGAUGCGGAUCUCAGCCGUCCGUUGCCCCACAGAAGCUCUUCGAGAUGCACAUCUGGACUCUCAGCAACGCGGCCUUCAGCUUUGGAGAUAUGCCUAAGGAGAAAGCAGCAGCUUAG
Closterium sp. NIES-65 is the source of this 957-nucleotide messenger RNA. The record is from the annotation of a GenBank genome assembly. Lineage: Eukaryota; Viridiplantae; Streptophyta; Zygnematophyceae; Desmidiales; Closteriaceae.